Messenger RNA from Striga hermonthica, 1083 nucleotides. NCBI's taxonomy places the organism in Eukaryota, Viridiplantae, Streptophyta, Magnoliopsida, Lamiales, Orobanchaceae. The record is from the annotation of a GenBank genome assembly.
AUGGCGAAAUCAUAUGAAACUGAGCACCCUGUGAAGGCUUUCGGAUGGGCCGCCAGAGAUACUUCUGGGGUUUUUUCUCCUUUCAACUUCUCAAGAAGAGAAACUGGUGAACAUGACGUGGAGUUCAAAGUUAUGUACUGUGGGGUUUGCCACUCGGAUCUUCAUAUGGCCAAGAAUGAGUGGGGCUAUACUCAGUAUCCAAUUGUACCUGGGCACGAGAUUGUGGGGGUCGUAACCAGAGUAGGCCCCAAGGUCGAGAAAUUCAAGGUCGGCGACAAAGUCGGUGUCGGGUGCAUGGUCGGAUCUUGCAAGCAAUGCGACCAAUGUGCAAACAAUCUCGAAAAUUACUGCUCGAAAGCAAUACAAACAUACAGUCAGGUUUACGUGGAUGGGAGCAUCACGUACGGUGGCUACUCGGACAUCAUGGUGGCCGACGAGCACUUUGUCAUCAGUUGGCCCGAGAAUCUUCCCCUCGACAUUGGGGCCCCACUCCUCUGUGCUGGCAUCACCACUUACAGCCCGUUGAGGUACUUCGGGCUCGACAAGCCGGGCUUGAAUGUCGGUGUCGUGGGCUUGGGUGGGCUCGGCCAUGUGGCCGUCAAAUUCGCAAAAGCGUUUGGGACUAAAGUGACGGUCAUUAGCACGUCAUUGAGCAAGAAAAAGGAGGCCAUUGAGAAUCUUGGCGCGGACAAGUUUUUGGUUAGUCGUGACCCGGACCAAAUGAAGGCUGCAGAAGGCACAUUGGAUGGAAUUAUCGAUACAGUCUCUGCAGAUCAUCCCAUCCCGCCUUUAUUGAGUUUGUUAAAGCCGAACGGGACGCUUGUCAUGGUUGGGGUCCCAGAAAAGCCUCUCGAGAUUCCGGUUAUGCCCCUUAUUAUGGGAAGGAAAGGAGUGUUUGGAAGUGCGAUCGGGGGAAUUAAGGAGACACAAGAAAUGCUCGACUUUGCGGCCGAGCACAAUAUACUGCCUGAUGUCGAGAUUAUCUCUAUGGAUUACAUCAACACCGCUAUGGAACGUCUGCUCAAGUCUGACGUUAAGUAUCGUUUUGUGAUCGACAUUGCAAAAUCUUUGAAACCCGAGUAG